CCAAGGACUCAAUUAUUACCCUGUGAAAUUUAAGCCUCAAAUAGAUGGUUAAUCUAUUUAAUGAUAGGUAGAUGGCUAAGAUAUCAUUGUCUAGAUAUGGUUUUGGAUUAUUUUGCUUGGCUUAUGCACAUCAUCUUCCGAGUUAGUCAUGCAAUCUGGCCAAGGUUUAUUGCAUCUUUAGCUAACCUUCUUGUUCUGCAAUUGUGCCAUAAGGCAAUAUAAAGGAGAAAUCAGUCAACUAACAAAAAAAGUCAGCCUGGACAUAACUUUAGUCCCUAAACUUUUAUUGUUUUCAAUUUGGUCCCUUACUAAAAUUAUUAUAUGACAUCAAACAAAUAAAUGUGUAGUGAUUCACGCGUCCCAAUAGUUAAUCAUAAUUUAUAUAGCUUAAAUUAUAUUGUUUUAUAGACAAAUUUGAAAAAGUAAAAAUAAAAAUUUAAGGACUAAAAUUGCCACUCCGGACUGAUCUCCUUUUCUGUUAUCAAUAUUAGUUUCUACAAGUCCUCAUUUUUGUUAAUGCCUCAACUGAAAAUCCUUUUCUAGUCCUCAUGUUUGUUUUAACGUAGCAACUAGCAAGUUUUUCUACCUUACUAAAUUUUGUCAUCGUGUUGAAGUUACACAAUUGGAGUUUGCUAAUUUCUUUCCUCUUGGAUUUUUUUAGUUUAACAGUGAAUUGUUGGGCUGCCGAUAUGAAUCAAAGACCUUCGUUCUUGGAGAUUCUCAAGAAGCUCGAAAAGAUCAAGGAAAAUUUAACUCCAGGUCACCAUUGGAACGUAUUCAAUUCAUAGUAUUUAAUUAGAUCAAUAAACUGAUGUUAUGCAUGCUACCUCUAGAAGUCGCCUCCUGCUGUCCCAUUUGUGCGGAUGGUCUUGUGAAUAGACUAUGUUUAAUUAAAAGCUUGUGAUAAAUAUUGCAUACUAGCUCUCCUGCUAUUUAUUCCGAAUUUUCAUGUUGAACAGGGGAGAUCUUGAAACACCUUAGUCCACAAUACUGUGGUUGUAAAAGUCACAUACAUAUUCUAAAAUUGUAAUUCCUAGUGGUCUCAAUUGAUGAUGAGGAAAGAGAUGACUUAUUUUUCUUCGCUCCUUUUACCUUUUUGUAUCUCAUUUGCAAACUUUUGAUUAAAAAAAAAAAAUUUCC
This is a messenger RNA of Rubroshorea leprosula, 1140 nucleotides long. The record is from the annotation of a GenBank genome assembly. Lineage: Eukaryota; Viridiplantae; Streptophyta; Magnoliopsida; Malvales; Dipterocarpaceae.